This is a messenger RNA of Dictyostelium purpureum, 2289 nucleotides long. RefSeq lists its product as uncharacterized. The transcript is spliced from 5 exons. The coding region runs from base 1 to 2289 and encodes 762 amino acids. Lineage: Eukaryota; Evosea; Eumycetozoa; Dictyosteliales; Dictyosteliaceae. The record is from RefSeq and is a predicted model, not a curated record. Gene Ontology annotation, cellular component: nuclear pore.
AUGAAAAAAUUUACCCCAGUAACACCCCAAUUAAAUCUUAGUUCUUCACUUUGCAUUCCAGGUACUAAAAUAAACUAUAAAUUAUUAACUAAAAAUAGAACUUUUUUAAAAAAUAUUCCAAACUCAACUCCAACUUAUAUUUGGAAUCCAAAAGUUGGAAAUAUAUCCAUUGUUGAUGUCAAUUCUAAAGGUGUUAUUGCUAAUAAUAAUUGUGCUGGAUCUGUUGUCAUUGUUCAAGAACCAGACCAAAUUGUUUUUUCAUCAUCUCAAGUAGAGGUCGAAGUUGGUAAAAAAUUAGUACUCUCAACUAAAUUAUUAUCAAAGCAUUUACCAAAAGGAGUUUAUUUCGAAUCUUGCUCAAUUAAUAAUUUAGAAUGGAAAGUUAAAGAUGAUUCCAUUUUCAAAAUUUUACCACAUGAAAAGGUUGACCAACAAAAGAUAUCAAGUGACAUAUGUUCAUCUCGUGAAUUUUUGGCUCUAAAAGAAGGCUCAACUGUUAUUUCAGUUCAAUACAAUGGAAUUAGAGAAGAAAUUCGUAUUUUUGCUUCUCCACCAGCUGAUCAAAUGGAAGUUUUAUUAAGUUUAGAUUCAUCUGCCGAGGUUUCUUUCUGUGGUGGUAAAGAGACAUGGCAUUUAGAACCAAAGAUUUAUUCCAAAACUUUCUCAUCAGAUAAUAAAGAACAAAACUCACUCUCAAUCACUCCAGGUGAUAAUAAUUCAUUCAAAGUCACUUGUCAAAAACAAUCAAAUGAUCCACAAAAUGUUAUUGUGACUAUUAGAAACAAAAAGAGUAUUAGCAGCCCAUUACCAGAAGCCCAUUCAAUUAAAAUUCCAUUCUUUUGCCGUCAACCAUCAUAUGUUCAUAUUCAAUUUAUAAAAUUACCAAAUGAAGAAGAAGGUAAACAAAUUAUUCAAUCAUCGAAUCCAAUACAUCAAGAUUCUAUUUUAUCAUUGAAAAAACAAAAAUCAGGUGAAAUCAGUCGUUUAAAUAUUCAUAAUAAUAGUGAUUUACCAUUUAUUGCUAUGAAUUCUAUUGCUAAAUAUGUAAAAGGUAGUACCAAUUAUCCAAUUAUAGUUGCAGGUUCCAUCUUUAUUGCCGCCUUUGCUAUUGGUCUUUAUGUAUAUAAAAUCAACCUAAAUAUGAUAAUUUACCCCAGUAACACCCCAAUUAAAUCCAAGUUCUUCACUUUGCAUUCCAGGUACUAUAAAUUAUUAACUAAAAAUAGAACUUUUUUAAAAAAUAUUCCAAACUCAACUUAUAUUUGGAAUCCAAAAGUUGGAAAUACAUCCAUUGUUGAUGUCAAUUCUAAGGGUGUUAUUGCUAAUAAUAAUUUUGCUAGAUCUGUUGUCAAUGUUCAAGAACCAGACCAAAUUGUUUUUUCAUCAUCUCAAGUAGAGGUCGAAGUUGGUAAAAAAUUAGUACUCUCAACUAAAUUAUUAUCAAAGCAUUUACCAAAAGGAGUUUAUUUCGAAUCUUGCUCAAUUAAUAAUUUAGAAUGGAAAGUUAAAGAUGAUUCCAUUUUCAAAAUUUUACCACAUGAAAAGGUCGACCAACAAAAGAUAUCAAGUGACAUAUGUUCAUCUCGUGAAUUUUUGGCUCUAAAAGAAGGCUCAACUGUUAUUUCAGUUCAAUACAAUGGAAUGAGAGAAGAAAUUCGUAUUUUUGCUUCUCCACCAGCUGAUCAAAUAGAAUUUUUAUUAAGUUUAGGUUCAUCGGCCGAGGUUUCUUUCUGUGGUGGUAAAGAGACAUGGCUUUUACAACCAAAGAUUUAUUCCAAAUUUAUUUCAUCAGAUAAUAAAGAACAAAACUCACUCUCAAUCACUCCAGGUGAUAAUAAUUCAUUCAAAGUCACUUGUCAAAAACAAUCAAAUGAUCCACAAAAUGUUAUUGUGACUAUUAGAAACAAAAAGAGUAUUAGCAGCCCAUUACCAGAAGCCCGUUCAAUUAAAAUUCCAUUCUUUUGCCGUCAACCAUCAUAUGUUCAUAUUCAAUUUAUAAAAUUACCAACUGAAGAAGAAGGUAAACAAAAAUCAGGUGAAAUCAGUCGUUUAAAUAUUCAUAGUAAUAGUGAUUUACCAUUUAUUGCUAUGAAUUCUAUUGCUAAAUAUGUAAAAGGUAGUACCAAUUAUCCAAUUAUAGUUGCAGGUUCCAUCUUUAUUGCCGCCUUUGCUAUUGGUCUUUAUGUAUAUAAAAAACAUAUGUUUAUUUAUAUAUCAAAUUCUUUAUUAGAAUCAUUUCCAUACUCUUUAGUAUCACCAAAUAUUUCACAAUUUAGUAUUAAUUUAUAA